AGAAUGAAUUGGGUGUUAUACCUAGGUACGAAGUUGUGUUUGGUCAGUGACGUCGCGGUUGCGUUACUCGUUUCAAAUGCCAAAUAAAAAGCUCUAACUUAUUUGUUAUAUGUUUUUUGUUAGCUCCCUAAAUAGUUUAGUGUACUGCAAUUGAAUAUUUUUCAAAUUUUACUACGAAAAAAGUGAUCAAACUGAACAUGGCCAAAGCCCCUGUAGAUGAGUUUGAUGGUGAGGGAACUCAAUAUAAUGGGAAUGCAUCAAGACCUCUUCAUAGAACGAAGAGCACAGGAGCAACAAAACGGACAUUUAUUCAUCAGGAAGAGGAUGGGCCGCUUGCAAAACACCAGCGGAUUGUUGAAGAUCUUCCUUCCACUCAAGAGUUGAUCUUCAUGAAGGAAACAAAGGCUCUGUAUAAUAAUAGCCUCUUCAGAAUACAGCUUGAGACUCUCCUGAGUGAAGUGACCAUCAAAGCAAAGCACAAGGUGAUUUUGGAUCAAUGGAUCAGCAAGUUUUCUGAGUAUCUUCUUGCUCUGCCCACAGCAAGUGAAGCUGUUCCUUUUAGUGACUGGUCUUCGUACUCAAAUGAAGGAGUCACUGCCCCCCUGCCUUGGCUGCCUGGGGUUCAGGGCACAUUUGAGUUUGUUCCACCUGCUGGUGUUGCAUGUACAGGCUCCUAUGCUGAUGGAACCAUCACCACUCUCAGCAAAGUUAUAGACCUUAAAGUUGAAGUGCCACAGCAUUGCAUUGAAGCUGGUGAUCACCGUGAUGGGCGGUGGCUCCUGAAGCGUGCACAUUAUUUAGCCCACAUCGCCAAGUCUCUGAAGAGCUGCUCCCUGGUGGCACAAAUGCACUGGAGUCGCCAUCUCGAUGAACCCCUGCGACCGGUAUUAUUGAUUACUCCCAAAUUGACUGGAGGUGCGGGUAAGUGGCAGAUUAGGCUGCUGCCUGUGCCUGCUGACUCUGCUUUCAAGGUGCACGCGUUCUCACCACAGAAGCUUAACAUCAAGACUAAAGGAAAUGUCUCGUGUAGUGGCAUCAACUUCUUGUGCGGUAUUGACCUGGCGUUGGCAAGCAACAACAGCCUCCUGCAGAGCACACUGCCGGCCAUGCCAGGCCUCCUGCAGGCCGUCAAGCUCGUCAAAGUGUGGCUGCGUCAGCGACAUCUCAAUGAGGGCCGAGGCUCGAUGUCGGGUCACGUGGUGUCGAUGCUGGUGCUCUUCCUAUACCGACUGCGACGCAUCAAUGCUCAGAUGAGCGCAUAUCAGGUCUUCAGAGUCUUGCUUAAUUAUCUAGAGCAUGAAUGUAAUUGGGAUAAAACUGGCGUCAGCCUGUACGAACUGAACAAAAAUUCUGCGCCCGCCAACCCCUUCGCCAACACAGUCUUGCCUGUCGCCGGGCACCACCUCCACUACAAGGUCGUCUUUGUUGAUCCUUCAGGAUAUCUUAACCUCACGUCCACUGUGUCACCACAUAUACUCUCCCAGAUUCAGCAAGAAGCCAAGCUUGGCCUUACAGUGCUUUCUUCCGACUCUCGGGAGAGUUUCGAAAGCCUCUUCAUCCAAAGAACAGAUUUCCAUCUAACCUUCGACCAGAGUCUUUUUAUAAGGAUCUCGAAGGAAACGUUGACGCAUUUCUAUAGCUCGGCCAACUCGUCCACUGCUGGUCACUUGGUGAACCAGCUUCACCCCUCGCUUUUCUCGCCGCCGUCCAACACUGACGACGAAAACGCGACCGUCGGUGAAAUGCAUCCCAUUAUUGAUGGCGUGAUCGUUGUACUGGAGAAGGGUUUGACUGGGCGUGCCCGGCUUAUUGCUCCUCAAUUGGUCACUUAUGAAGCCUGGGAUGUGGACGAAAAUCCUCCUGAAGAUCCCGAGUUUAUGCUGCUAGGCCUGCGGCUCGAUCCUGCCGUUGCAUUCAGUCUCUUGAUCAAAGACGUGGCAGACGACCCAGCAGCAUUCCGAGAUCUGUGGGGCGAGCUGAGCAGCCUGAGGCGCUUCAGGGACGGCACGGCAUGCGAGGCUGUCGCCUUCGGUGACGGUAGCGAGGGCGCCGGCGACUGCCGUAGAAUACCUGGCAAAAUAGCCAAGCACCUGCUGUCCAGGCAUCUCCAGAUCCCGCGAUGCGACGUGUUCCAAGUCGGCCCGAAGCUGGAGAACGUCUUGCGCUUACCGACGGCCAUCGAUGAGCACGUCAGGUACAGCACGGGCGAGACGCUCUGCAUGCAGGCAGAACAAGCAUAUGAUGAGCUGUGCAGCCAAGUUCGAACGCUCGAUGUUAACCUCUCAGUGACGGGCUUCGCGAGCUCUGCUCCUGUCUUGGCGCAAUGUGAGGUCUUCCCAAGACCUCGUGUUGAUCCCCAGUUGCCUAAAUCCAAGGCAUUCAAAUUAGCGGAAACUCCUGAUCCGAUCGAAGUGUUUGUGUCGUUGGAAAGGAGCGGCAAGUGGCCAGAAGACCUGGAGCGCGUGAACGUCAUGAAGCGCGGCUUCCACUGCCACAUGAUGAAGCAGCUCCUGAAGAAGGGCUUCACGGCCACCCUCACUGCCUCGCACCUACUCGUCGCUAUACGUGGGUGGGUGUUUGCGGUGCAGGUGACUUACCAGGGCGAGGUGGCGCUGCUGCGUCAGGUGGGUGCUGACGAAGGAGAACAAGAAGACGAUGAAGAUGACAGCCUCAAAGACACCCCUGCCUCCGUAGCCAGACAAAUCGCCACCACCGUCGCUCCAAGGAUCGUGUCAGCUCUCAGCGGUCUUGGGGGUGAGUACUCAUCGUACAGCGGCACCGUGCGGCUGUGUCGCCGCUGGUUGAGCUGUCAUCUGCUGGAGCCUCACGUGCCCUGCCUCGUGACCCAGCUCCUUGUGGCUCAACUCUACCUCAACCCUGGACAGUUCGACGUGCCACACACACCGGCGGUUGGGCUGCUGCGGUUCCUCGCUCUGCUCGCUAACACGAACUUCCUCACAACUCCUUUCUUCUUAAGCGUCGGAGAGAACUUUCAUGCUGUGGACAUGAGCGAACUACAACUGCGCUUCAACAAUCAGCGGUCGACUUUGCCGCCGCUGUUCUUGGUGACGCCGUAUGACGUGAGAGGAAGCCUUGCUAAGCUCGAGGCUGAUGGCAUUGAGAAUGUCAGUCGCAGCACCCUUGAGUUCAGAUAUGGGCUGGUGUCUCACUGUAGCCGUGAGAGUCCCAACGCUCACGUCUUGGCUCUCGCCAAACUCCUUGCAACGCAGAGCCUCUCCUCUUACACCGACAACUGUGCUAAUCCUGCUUUCGACUGCGCUUCUUUAUUUCAACCAUCGUUAUCAUACUUCGACAUGGUUAUUCGUUUGAACCCGGAGCAUAUUUACCGGUAUGAAGAAAAUCUCAAUUUUGAUGUCAAAAAAGUGAAGCUAAUGAGGAUGACCUGCGAGGACCAAACACAGACCAUCUGUAAGCCACGCUCUCCUGCAGAAGUCAACAUCUACACUACUUUGCUGCAGGUGCUCAAAGACCGCAUUGGCUCCAUAGCACUGAUCUUCCACGAUGCUUAUGGCGGUGACAUCAUCGGUGUUUGCUUUAAGCCUGGAUCAUUGGAAGAGAAACCUUGCCCUCGGAUUCUGUGGCAGCAAGAGUACGAACUCGUGUCCAAAGAGCGCGGCGGCUCCGUGCAAUAUGAUCCUCAUGUCCUGGCAUCGUCUCUGAAAAUGAGUUUUUCGCCUCUCAUUGCCAGCAUUGAAAUAAAAAAUUCACGAGUCUGA
Hyalella azteca is the source of this 3737-nucleotide messenger RNA. RefSeq names its product nucleolar protein 6 (gene Mat89Ba). Bases 198 to 3737 code for a protein of 1179 amino acids. The transcript is spliced from 25 exons. The record is from RefSeq and is a predicted model, not a curated record. Gene Ontology annotation, biological process: tRNA export from nucleus; rRNA processing. Gene Ontology annotation, cellular component: UTP-C complex; small-subunit processome; CURI complex. Lineage: Eukaryota; Metazoa; Arthropoda; Malacostraca; Amphipoda; Hyalellidae.